Hypomesus transpacificus is the source of this 2357-nucleotide messenger RNA. RefSeq names its product synaptotagmin X (gene syt10). The record is from RefSeq and is a predicted model, not a curated record. The transcript is spliced from 7 exons. Gene Ontology annotation, cellular component: membrane. Gene Ontology annotation, biological process: calcium-ion regulated exocytosis; regulation of dopamine secretion; regulation of calcium ion-dependent exocytosis. Bases 9 to 1673 code for a protein of 554 amino acids. Gene Ontology annotation, molecular function: calcium ion binding; calcium-dependent phospholipid binding; phosphatidylserine binding. Lineage: Eukaryota; Metazoa; Chordata; Actinopteri; Osmeriformes; Osmeridae.
GUGGCCAAAUGAAUCACCGCCCUCCCGGCUCGUCCAACGUGCAAUGGCUUAACCGGAGAGACAUGAGUGUCCGGACAGAGGACAGUAUUAGCUUGUGCCAAAGGGCCCUCCAAAUUGUAACGGAGCUGUGUCUCGCCGGGCAUGUAGAUCGGGAGAAAUGUUCGGAUAUAUUUCCCCUUGAAAGCAGCAUACCAGGUAAAGGAAACGCAGACAUCUCUGUCAGUCUCCUUGCUGUGGUCGUGGGUUUCUGUGGCCUCGCCCUGUUGGUAGUCUCUCUCUUUGUCUUUUGGAAGCUGUGCUGGCCUAUCUGGAGGAGCAAGGCCCUCUCAUCCCACGCUGACAACAAUGGCCUCCGGGUGGGACUCCCCGAAGCUCCUCCACCCAUCCUGCCGCCGGUCCUCGAGCCCAAGGUGGCGAUGGAGGAGGAAAAGAAGAAGAAGAAGGUUCCGGAGGUCAAGCUAAACGGGCGGAGCUCGGUCAAGCUCCUGGAGGCGGCCAUGAAGAUCAGCCAGACGUCUCCAGACAUCCCCGCCGAGGUGCAGACAGCGCUCAGAGAGAGGCUCAGCCAGCAGGCAAAGAUCCAGAGGCAGACCACUGAACCCACCUCCUCCUCCAGACACAAUUCAUUCCGCCGCCACCUGCCUCGCCAGAUGAACGUUACAAGCGUAGACUUCAGUAUGGACACCCUGCCCAUCCGCCAAUCCUCUACGGUAAGCAUCGGACGAAUCAAGCCAGAGCUCUACAAACAGAAGUCUGUUGACUCGGAGGACGGAGCCAAAGAACCGGUGGAGACUUGUGGCAAGCUGAGCUUCUCGCUACGAUACGACUACGAGGAGCAGGCGCUGGUGGUGACGAUCCUGAAGGCCCUGGAGCUGCCCGCCAAGGACUUCACAGGAACCUCCGAUCCUUACGUCAAAAUCUACCUGCUGCCAGAGAGGAAGAAGAAGUUCCAGACUCGAGUCCACCGCAAGACCCUCAACCCUACGUUCGACGAAGCCUUCUGCUUCCCCGUGGAGUACGACCAGCUGUGUAACCGCAAGCUGCACUUCAGCGUCUACGACUUUGACCGCUUCACCAGCCAUGACAUGAUCGGAGAGGUGGUGGUGGACAACCUUUUUGAGCUGUCCGAUCUGUCCAGAGAGGCAGUGGUUUGGAAGGACAUUCACGUCGCCACUACGGAGAGCGUGGACCUUGGAGAAAUCAUGUACUCGCUCUGCUACCUUCCGACGGCAGGCAGGAUGACAUUGACCGUUAUCAAAUGCAGGAACCUCAAGGCCAUGGACAUCACAGGCUCUUCAGACCCCUACGUGAAGGUUUCUCUGAUCUGUGACGGACGGAGGCUGAAGAAGAGGAAAACCACCACAAAGAAGAGCACGCUCAACCCAGUUUACAACGAAGCCAUUAUCUUUGACAUUCCUCCGGAGAACGUAGAACAAGUCAGCUUGUCUAUCAUGGUGAUGGACUAUGACCGGGUAGGACACAACGAGGUGAUUGGUGUUUGUCGCACAGGCCCAGAGACUGAGGGUCUUGGACGUGACCACUGGAAUGAGAUGUUAGCUUAUCCUCGCAAGCCCAUCACACAUUGGCAUGCCCUGGGAGAGUGGCCAGGAAGAGCAACGAGCUUCGAGAGCCAGGGCUCCUGUCCGUCACCCAAACCUCCUCUGACGCCCUGAAGAAGACAGGUUGAACCAAAUACCACAUUACCUAGGAUAACGUUAUUUAUUCAGGUGUUAUGAGACAUUACUCAAGUAAAUAAAACAUUGCACAAUAUGCAAUUCCUUAUUAAGAGGUUAUGGUUUGGGUGAGUGUAGUUCAUUAAUGCAGUGCCAACAAAACAUUUUUGCUAUUAUCUUCAUUAGAAGUUGGUAGCUAGUUUUUGUUCCAACUAUGGUUAAUUUGUAAUGGUACUGCUUAAUUUACAUUACAGAAGAGCUGCCUUGGCCUUUGAUCUUUAUCCCAUACAGUUGAUGGAUUAACAAAAUUGCAAGGUUUACAUUGAAAAUUGUAAAAACAUUCCAGGACUUAAAUUUCAUCAACAUCUCUCCUGCAGUUUGAAUUAAGUAAAUUGUCAUUUAAUAAUAUUGCACAGGAACUUCCUUAAAUGGCAAAUGUUCUAUUGUAUAUGUGAGCAUCUUUCAAAGUUCUUUAGUUGCCAUUUUCACAUUGGAUGGUGCAAUACUAAAGGGCUCAGCUCGAUGUCAUGAGCUCAACAUUGCCUAAAUAGACUGUGAAUAAUAAGUCCCCAAUAUAAACACAGGUGGUCUAAACGUAUAGGGCUGGGUGGACAUCCUUCAGAGUAUACACAUUAUUUUGCCACCUGGCCACUGACAGUCAAUGCUUAUUUUAACAAAGUACCG